This is a messenger RNA of Fomitopsis serialis, 1125 nucleotides long. RefSeq lists its product as uncharacterized. The record is from RefSeq and is a predicted model, not a curated record. The annotation marks the transcript as partial. NCBI's taxonomy places the organism in Eukaryota, Fungi, Basidiomycota, Agaricomycetes, Polyporales, Fomitopsidaceae. The transcript has a single exon.
CGAGAAGAGGUGCUUGAUUAUCGCACGCAACACCCCGAGUUCAAGGCGCAGCUCCCUGACGUCCUUCGCAGUCUUCCAGACUUGCAUACACUGAAGCUACGGCGUCUCGGGCAUGAGGGCUUCUGGCAUACAUUCGCGCCAGGUCCGGAAUUCCAGUUCGUCGCUCAAAAUAUUUCCGUGCUGCAUAUAUCGGAGCCGUAUAGCGCUUUGAUGAAAGGUGCCCUUGCGGCUGUGUCGACGAUUCAGGCACUUACCGAGCUGAGGAUUGAAGUCGUGCUCUCGAGCCGUUCGGGUGACAACGGGACGCUUGAAGGCUGGGACAAGACGCGUAUCCGCACAUUUGCAAGACUACGGCGCUUGCAGAUUGAGGCGAACAUGGGACAGUCUGCAGUCAUCCUCGACGCUAUCGUCGCACCCAAUCUCAAGGAUGUCGAAGUGAAGCGUGAUCCCGAGAGUGAUCCUUGCCAAUACCCCUUUUCGCUCCCGGAAGCCUUGGAGCCUCUGUGUAACCGGAACGCGUCGUCUCUGCGGAAGGUGUACCUCGGCUUGCAAUACUUUUACGUACCCAAGUGGUAUCCGGAUCGGGGAAUCCCACCGGAGACGGAACCGAUCUUCCUCACUCUGACGAAGCCGUUGCUCCAGCUUCAUCAGCUCCGGGAGCUCAAUAUCUACAUCUACCCUGGCGAACACCGUGGUCCCAUAGACGUACCUCUGCCUUCUAUGUUGGCGGCGUGGCCAAUGCUGGAGACCCUCAUCGUGGAAGUGGCCAUCUUCACACCCGACGCGCUUCGGGCGGUCGUGCACGCUUGCCCUCAGCUGAAGUGUCUGAUUGGCAAGUGCCUGUCGGAUGACUUCCUGAAGCUGCCGGCGGCGUCUGACCAGCUCGGCGGUUCCCGUCGCGCAGUGUCCGAGUCUACAGGACAUGGGCUUCGUCAGUUACGCCUCUUCAACGCCACCAAAGUAGAUGAUCCUGCGGACAUCACGAAGAUCGCAUACUUCCUGGACGAGCUCUUCCCUCGACUUCGCCUCGAGCUGUGUGUGACUCAGGACACCUACGUAUUCAGGAAUCAGGAAAAUUGGAUACCCGUUCUGCUGGAGGUGGUGAGGAUUUCAAGUCGUACGUGA